AUUUCUUCGACGUCUCUCCUACGAUCGUUUCACGUUGCACGCGUUAAUCUUGCACCUUAUAUUCCUUCUUAAACCCGAUCCUCCGCGUCUCCAAUAUCGACGUCGUCGCCACGAUGCCCAAAGUUUCCGUUAGAUCUCGCUCUGACUCGUCCUCCGAGACUAAUGGUACUAGAUUCCCGUGCAAAUCUUGCGACAAAACCUUUGAUAGAAGCAGUGAUUAUAGACGACAUGAACGAACCCAUACCGGAGAAAGGCCUCACAGAUGCACUUGGCCCGGAUGCUCAAAGUCCUUCGCCCAAUCGUCCGGGCUCAAAACCCACAUGAAUACUCAUACAGGAGCACAACCUCACCUAUGUGGCUACUGCGACUCGAAAUUCGGGGACCCUUCCUCUCGCUCGAGGCACCGCCGGGAAGUUCAUGGGGAUGAAGGUACUCACGAGUGUCCCUACGCCGGAUGCCAUUCGACGAUCAAACGCCCCAAGAUGUUUUACGACCACGUUUAUGAAAAACACAAUGUGCGCCUUACCCCAGAGGAGGUGGAAGCGUGCAACCCUUAUAUUCGGAAUGGAAUCUGCCCACGUAGCAAACGCUCCCAAAGCGGUCGCAAAUCCGCGCGCACGUUGGUCUUAGCAUCGACUUCGCCAUCGACCGCUUUAGAACCUACCUACCUCUACGCUGACGGGGUUGAAAGUUCUCCGAUACUUCAACUUCCUGUCCCACUUGCAGUUCCGGUAAUCCCUGAAUCAUAUCCAAAUCAGUCGACUCGCAACAUGUUUUAUACCUACGAUAUGGGCUCUCCUUUCGUGGAAAGUUCAGAAGGAUACUCUAGCGCUUCACCCUCCCCUUCUUCGAUUUACGGUUGCGAUGAUAGUCAAAGUCAGCAGGGAUAUAACUCUCCGCAUACCUCCGGUACGCCGAUGGGCAUGCAUGACCAGGCGUUCAAUCUCAACUACUUAACUAUCCCACACUCGUACGCAGCUUCUUCCUCUUCACAUUCCUAUUCCACCUUUGGCUCGCCCGCUCUUACCUGCCGCUCGAGCGUCGCCUCUUCCUCUCUCUCGCCUUCGCCUGCUCCAGAGACAAUGGAAACGACGAGACUGUAUUCAACAGUGCAUCACGCGACACCUGAACCUGAACUUUUGAUGGGAUUCUCGUUGGAUAUGGGACAAGUCGCGCUUGGAGAUCCCCUUGGUACAUUGAAUCUCAAAGACAUCGAACGCGAUGUCCAGCUGGAGACCUUCCUCGCCUCUCUGAAUGAGGGAGUCGACAACCAUGGAAUGGGCCCAGAGAAUUCUGCUUCCUCGCCUUGGGGCAUAGAACAGGGAUAUGGGAUAAAUGGUAUGUCGGUGGUUGGACAGAUGUCCUAGUGACCGUCCACGCAUGUUCCGAGCCGCUAGUCGGUUUUCGCCUGAUUUAUGAUUGGACUAUUCACUACACUCGCUACUUCGUAAACUACUUUACAGUUUUUCAAAAGUUGAAUUUACUACGUAAAUAUUAUAAUCUUACUCUUACUUACUCGUAAUAACUUCAAUCAUUGAAAAUCAUGCAAAAACU
Messenger RNA from Lentinula edodes (shiitake mushroom), 1554 nucleotides. RefSeq lists its product as uncharacterized. The transcript has 6 exons. Lineage: Eukaryota; Fungi; Basidiomycota; Agaricomycetes; Agaricales; Omphalotaceae. The record is from RefSeq and is a predicted model, not a curated record. Gene Ontology annotation, biological process: regulation of DNA-templated transcription. Gene Ontology annotation, molecular function: RNA polymerase II cis-regulatory region sequence-specific DNA binding; DNA-binding transcription factor activity, RNA polymerase II-specific. Bases 114 to 1367 code for a protein of 417 amino acids.